Molecule: messenger RNA, 8297 nt
Organism: Paramuricea clavata
Lineage: Eukaryota; Metazoa; Cnidaria; Anthozoa; Malacalcyonacea; Plexauridae
Source: the annotation of a GenBank genome assembly
UUUUAUAACAUUUUGAAACUUGUGUCGAACAGUUCAUAUUGUUAAUUUAUUUGCGUAUUUUUUGCAAAUCGACGUGGUUUUUUCAAACCAAAGCAGUAUGCCUGCACCUAGGAAAAAGAAUAAGAAAUCUUCUGUAUUUAGCCAUGAGUUUAUCAUCACAAAUCACGGAGAUAUCGUCUCGUGUGUUUGUAUGUUAUUCAUGGUCGGACUGUUGUUCAAGGUACGCCGAUGCUACAUGUUACAAACUUUGGAAAGUUCAGAAAACUUUUUGCCCUGAAUUUUGUAAAUUUUACAAUUCUCCCGUUUUUUAGGCAACUCAAAAAGUGGCUAGUGUUUUCGUAGGUCCACAACAUAAUAUAACAAGAUAUAACAACGGUAAGUUUUUUGAUCGCUUCGUUGCUAAAUAUAUAAUUUAAUAAGCUGCGUUCAAAUUGAGCGGUUUAUAAAUGUAACGUUUCCUGAAUUUGUAUAUUUCUGGCUUCCUAGAAAUUAGGAAUGCCGUUAGAAUGUUCUACAAACGCUACAAACGUUCUAACCGAACAAAUAGUGUAUAAAUGUAGAAUGAUUUUAUGGAAAAAUAGUUAAAAUACUAGUAUUUAUAGGGGGUACAAAUCACAAAUUUUACUUUAAUAUUUGAACGGUAUUUUAUAAAUCGCAGUCUACCGCUAAAAGUAUUAGUUUAAAAUAAUCUUUAAACCCUUAUUAUUGUAAUUGGUAUUGUUUUUAUAAAGUAUUUUUUCCUCAAGGCAGGACAAAGAGCAAAAAUCAGAUAUAUUUCUAGAGGUUUUCCAGGGUUUUAUAUACGUGUUCGUAUGGUACAGCAUGUGGGACGGAAACUGAAAUCAUGUGCAGAAAAAACUGAUCAUGUGCAGAAAAAACUGAUCAUGUGCAGAAAAAACUGAUCAUGUGCAGAAAAACUUUCAAAAUGUGCCCCAUAAUCUUUAGAUGCUAUUUUGUACAAUAAAUACUUGAUCAGAUUAAAUAAUCAAGGUUAAUUAUUAACAGUUAGGUCAUGUUGCUGGAGUGUAAUUAUGAUCUAUUAAAUCAAUAUAUGACACCACCAUACAUAAUUUCUACAGGCACUAUACAGUUAUAUUCAAGCAGUCAGCCCAUAGACAUAUGCAAGUAAAGCUUCAUACCAUGUUGUAUUGAGAAAUACAAGGAGAAUUUCAAUGUUUUUAGCAAAGGCCCUUUCAGACUUUGUCUUUUGAAAAAUUCCAUAUUUUGUUGGUGUCUUUUUAUCAUUUGCGUGUCUUCAGGGAAAACCCUUUGGAACGUUUCCUUGGUGACUUUUGAAAAAUAAAAGGAGAACUUCGCCAUUUUUGAGUGACGAAGGGCCUUCACUCAAAACGUUGGAGUUCUCCUUGUAUUGUUCAGGUAGUUGCAUCCCUAGGCCUAAAAAAAAUACCUGUGGCUCCAGUUCCCGACUGACCCUAUUUUUUUCUGCCGACCCUAUUAAUUUUUCAACGAGAUUGAUCGUGCAACCCUAUUUUCUCCGGGUGGUUGCGGGCUGCUCAUACAGCGUGCCAAAAUGGCGUCUGUUGUCACACUAAUUAUUGAACCAAAUUGCCUAAAUUCGUCCAUAGGAAGUACACAUCUCUAGUUGAUAUUGAUGUCGGGACUCUACUGCAAAUCGCCCAGCAAAAAACCCCGCCAAAACCAUGAAAAAAUAUUCCAAAAAAAAAUUUAUUUCCGACCUACCGACCCUAAUUUUUUCACAAUAUGAAACCGGAACCACAGGUAUUUUUUUAGGCCCUAUCAAUCUGAAGCUUUUUUAACUAAUUCCACUGCUUCGACUGUUACUAAUUAUGUUUGUUAAUUAGACUGAUUACAUUUGUUACUUUUUUGUCAGAUACUGGUGAGGUGGAGGCAACACACUAUGCAGUUGGAAAGAAAGACAUAUGUACUAUUUUCUUUUACUCUCUGGCGUGGAUUGUUAUUCAUGCUAUAAUUCAAGAAUAUAUAUUAGAUGUAAGAGGAUUAUGCAGCAUAAUAUGCAUAUAGUAUAAUUUACACCACAGAUUUUUCUUGGGCAGGGGUUCACACCCCAGAGAGAAAGAAUGCAACCCUCAGCAUCAGGGGUGGGGGAAAAGGCGACCACUGCUCACAGGAAAUGUUAAACAGCUGCAGGAAAUUUGUUUGAAUGAAGAUUUGCUAUUGCAAAUUUGAAGGAAACCUUAACACCCAUGUCCCACUAUGGGCGCAACAACAUAUGGUUGACAGUCAUUAUUCCUUGAAUUUAAAACCAUGGUCAGCUAGAACACUAUAUGUUUAUACACAUGCAGAUUUAGCACAAAAAUACUCUGUUGGUCUGCAGGAAAUUUUUGUCUCCAGGUUGUGCUCCCGGGAAGAAAAUAAAUUUAUUUUUUCCCGCCCUGCUCAGCAUCAACCAGUGGAUAUUGAAAUUUUACAUGUAAUUGCACACUGCCUAAUUACCUGGUUAAUUAACUUAAUUGGCUAAUUAACCUAAAUUAACCUUUUUGUCUAAUUUUUCCUUGCAGAAAAUCAAUCGUAAGUUCCACUUGUCCAAGACAAAAAUUAGUCGAUUCAACAACCUGGGCGGACAUAUUCCAUUUUACUUCGCCUCAGCCGCGUGGGGGGCUGAUAUUAUUUUAAAGGUAAUAGUGUUAAUCAAGCCAUGUUGUCUUGGAAAGAACCAAUGAAAGAUCUACUGGUGCGUUUUUGUAAGGGUCACGAGAUGGUGCCAAUGAAUACAAGACUGUUACAUGUAAUCAUGGGCGGAUUUACUGGGGGGAGGGGGUUAGGGGGGUUUAACCCCCCUAGAAUCUCUCUAACCCCUCUAAUAAAGUGUUCAACCCCACCUCCUAUUUUGUGUGAAAGGCUUUAACCCAAACCCCUAACCCCUGCCAAAGGUCACUGAGUGGUGCUGCUUGCAUCCCACCAAAAAUUUUUCUACCCCUCCCUCCAAACAAAUGAAAAUCCGCAAUUUCAUGUAAUGAAAGGCUGUUUAACAUUAUUUUCACACUCUGAGCACUACGAUUUAAAUUUUCUUUUGUUUAGGAAAGUUUACUUCCGAAACUUUCAAACUUGUGGCAUGGUUAUCCACACAUUGAAAUGACAUUUAUGGUCAAGUUUUAUUUUCUAUUGCAAAUUGCUUACUGGAUCCAUUGCUUCCCAGAACUUUACUUUCUUAAAGCUAAAAAGGUUUGUGUAUCAUAUAUAUCAUAUAAACUGAACUAAUCUUAUUUAUACCAGAUAGCUCUAUCAAUUCUAAACUGUAGUUUUGUAGAGGUUCACCAAGGGUCGUCUCUUAUUGAUCUAGUAUUACUACAGGAGAAAACCAGACUACCUGGAGAAACUACCUGAAAAAUAUAAGGAGAAUUUUGAAGUUUCGAGCGAAGGCCCUUCACCUGGUUCACUAGUAGGGUUGGGCGAUAUUUCGAUAUUUUGAUUUAUCGCGAUAUUUUCAAUUGCGAUUAUCGUAUCGAAGGUAGAAACUUGAGCGACGAUAUAUCGAAAUUAUCGUCAUGCUCGAUGACUAUUGUGAUAUUGCUUCACAUGUGUAUAUAGCUGUUAUAAAAUCCUAAAAAAUUCUUUCAAUUCCUAGAAAAAUAUAGUUUUUAAAAGAAUUAAAACGAUUUCCUGAAUUAAAUACGAAUUUAAUACGACACAAAAGUUAAUAUUUAUGUAUUAAUCUCACUGCUGAACAAUGAAAUUGCAGGCUUUGCUUGCGCUAUGUGCCCAUGGUAUUUGUGCCAGCGGAGUUUAUGGACAGUAAAUAUUAGACUAGAAGAAGCCUUCAUAUUACUUUAAUUUGUUAUAUAAGCUUACUAUGCUUUGAUACUAAUUAAAAUUGAAAAAAAUAUGGUCAUUGUUUUUAUCGCGAUAUUAUCGAAUAUCGUGAUAAUUUCCUUGACAAUAAUCGUGAGAUUAUUUUUUUAGUAUCGCCCAACCCUAUUCACUAGUAACUUCAGACGAAGGGCAUUUGCUCGAAACAUCGAAACUCUCCUUAUAUUGUUCAGGUAGAUGCAUCCCUACAAACGAAAGCAUAAAAUUAUGCUUCAAGUAUAUUGUUUUAUUUUUAGGAAGACCUAGUGCCUCGAAUAAAUAUGUAUUUGCAAUAUCUUGUCAUUCUAAUACCGGCAUAUAUGUGCAAGUAAGUUCAGUAACAAUAUACAGCAUGUAUAGUAUUUUUUGUGGAUCGGGUAUGCCGGCAUAGCCAUGGCAGUCUUGUUUGAGUUUUCCCACCAUUCACAAUGCGUCACCAAUCCUGUGCAAGGCGGGAUUUUGGUGGAAAUAGUGGGGGAGGUGGAAAAAAGUUUAGGGGAGGUAAGGUGCAGCAGUCUAGCUCACGACCCCCAUGGAAAGUUAGGGCUUAGAACAGGCCAAAGUCAACGAUGUGACGUAUGCAUGUAGUGUACAUAUGUAUCAGUGUAUUAAUGAAUUAUGACUGUACGACCCAGCCAAUUUUGCCUUUCAUUACAAUUGCUACAAAGUUUCUUUCAAAACAUUGCAUAUAUUAAAAGGGUAUUUGACACAGAGAUGAAUGGCUAUCACUGUUUCAAUUUUACAGAAACUUUCUUACGCAGUGUAGACCCUGAGCAACCAUUAAAUUUUCACUUUGAUCUAUCAUUGAAACUUUCCCGAGGGGAGGUGCAUGACUUUUCUGGGGAGGUACAAAACGAUCUCAGGGGAGCCUCAAAAUCUGGCCAUGAUCCUGCAUAUAGGGAAUAUAUAGGUUGAACCCCACCUAGAUGGUCAACUUUUUGUUGGUCAACUUUUUAUUCACAUAUAUAAGCUUAUCAUCAAAAUAUCUUACCAUUCAAUGAAUUUUCAUGUUAGUUUCACAAGACUUGCUUUGGUCUGUUUUGUCAUUCACUAUUGCGUGGAGUGUCUGUUCAACGCUAUAAAAAUCAUGAACUACAUGGGAAAAACAGAGACUUCUAAAAACACGUAAGUCUAAUUGUCGAAUGAGUGAUAAUUCGUAAAGAAAAUUCAAAAGAAUUGAAUUAAUCAAUGUCUGAAAAUCUGAUAUUAUUCCAGGCUGGUGAUUAUCUGGGCAUUGUUUUAUAUCGCUGCAAGGAUUGCAGUUAUAAUACUGUCAAUUGUCACAAUCUGGUAUGUACAAUCACUUGAAUAUAACGUCUAUGGGUCAGUUAUUAUUAGAAGUAAUUGUCAAUUAAUUACUAGUAGUAAUUACUAAUUAGGCUAGCUAAUUUGCUAUUAUUUUUUUCACUAGGAUUGGUUUGCCGAAACAAGAUAGUUCUGAUAGAUAUGACAUUGUUCCUAACUUCAACAAAAAACCUCUAAGGUACAAAAACUGCCUUGCACUGUACAUUGUAUAGUUAAACCAGACAAAAAUUAUCAUGACAUUGGUUACCAAUUACAGAUUAUUCACUGGAAAGAAAUUGUGAAAUCCGUACUGUACAAAAUGUUUUAAAGUUUGUUCGUUCACUGCAACCAGGUAUAUCAGUCAUGUUUUCGCUCACUACUCUGGUUUAAAUAAAUGAUUACAAAGCCCAGUCGAAUUGUAAUCAAGACCCAACGUUUCGACACUCCAGUCUAGUCUCUUUAUCAGGGGUGAUCCGACGGAAAAUUUGUGUGCUUGGCGCACAUUUUACAAAAUCUUCUUUCUGCGGAAAAUGUUCCCGAGUGGAAAUGGGCGUUUAGUCUUUACAGUCAUCUUACAUUUUCCCCGUAGGAUAAUAUUUCUGAGUGGCAUCAUCGCCAUGCAAGCUUGGUUAACCUGGGUGUUCAUCUCGCGUCAAGUCAGUUACUGGAGCGACGUGAUGCAGUCAAAACGCCAGAAGACGGCAAAGAAAAAAGAAGUUAAAAAGAAAGGCAAGGAACAAAAGAAAGCCGUCGUCGAAGAUGAAUCUGAAGAGGAAACCCCGCUUGUCAAUGGCAAAGAAAAAGUUAACUAAAUUUUGCUUCGUGAGCUUCGCAUUAACUUGCACUAAAUCGCUAUCAAUGAACUUGUUAUACUACAAUGUUACCUGCAUUUCGUAAGAGGGCAAACUAGGAAACAUUGUUUUGUGGAAAAGUCUGAAAAUGUUUAUGUUACCUAGCAUGAUCCCCUGUUUGUAGCUUUUGAUACACCAGGCGGAAAUCGUAGUUUAAAAAUUCAAAUAAAAGAGCCGGGCAAAUAAUUUUAUACCACCCAUAUUUUAUGAAAUUUUAUUAGCUAACGUUUCGUUGUUAUACGACAUUUUGCUUUGCUACAUAUGUUUAUAUAAUAGAAUAGUUCUAAAUUACGAAAACGGUAUAACAUCUAAAAUUUGAAAAAGACCAUAUAGUCCAUUUAAAAUUUGAAAAAGACCAAAGUGAAGGUAAGGAUUCCCUGUUUUCCAUAAACCACCAAAAACAUUCAUUGUUUAGAAAUAUGUUUAAUAAUAUCUUGAUGUUUCCAGAAACUGUCGACCCUCGAAAACAUUGUUGCAAAAACGUCUUGAAAUCUUGAUAUUUCCUAAAAUGUUCCCCAGUUUGUCCACUCUCGAAAAUAUUAUUACAGUCUUUUGCAGAGACAUCUAAACAUUUUGAUGUUUUGUUUAAUCCUUUGCGGUUAGCUUACCCUCGAAAACACUGUCGCAAAAAACAUCUGAAAAUCUAGGAUUUCCCCCAGCAAUGGUCCACUAUGUGCCCUUUAAACAUUCCAUACUAAAAAAACCUUUCCUUAAAGAAAGUGAAGAAUUUGAAACAAGAUUUGUCCUUCAAGUACGAUGAUUGCUGUCUCGAAAACAUUCUUUUCUUCACUCAUUUAAGCAUGCCAGCAUGACUCUCCCCUUGACGUGAAAAUUGUCUGGCGUUAGACAGAGUAAAAUAAUAAAGUAAGGCGCCUCAGGGCGCAUUGCCACUUGUAGGUCAGCAUUUUAGCCCGACGUAAUUUAUAUUCUGCAAGCAAAAUGUUUUCUGGUUUGCUCAGCGCCCAAAUUUAACCUUGCCAUUUGGUCGAAACCAAAUAUUUAACUAUAUACUACGGUGCGCUUUUACUUAUUUUUGAUUUUGUUGUCAAUAACAUUUUGAUAUUUUGGAAAACAAGUCAGGUCCUACUUGAGAUCAGGGAAUAUACUUAGCACAAAAUAUAUGCUGUAAAUCGUGAAAAGAAAUAAACGAAUAUUGUAAUGGCUGGAAUUUUGUUGUCUUUUGCCUUUUAUUUAUAAUCAUUCGCGCAAUAUAAACGUCAAAAUCUUCAAUUGGACUAACUAUUUGUACAAUCAUUGUCAUAAUUAUUUCAUUCUACUAUUACUGAUCAAUCGCUGGCGCAAAGUGCCUUUAGUCUGGCUCGUUAUGUAUAAUAUAGUUGGCUCGUUAUAUAUAAUUUUCAUAAUUGUUUCAUUAUUAAUUUCAUUCUGUUGCUGUGUUUCAAUGAGCAUUACGAUGCAGCAGAUCUCAAUGGACUAUUUGCAUUAUAGACUAAAUUUUGAUCUGGACAAAAAUUUCAUCACAGCUUGAAAGAGAAUCACAAAAUUAGUAAUAUUCCGAAGUUUCGUUGCGAAAUGUUGUAAAAUGCGGAUAAUAUAGCCUUGUGAAGUUUGCCGUUUUUCGGUUUCAAAAUUUAGUCUAUAAUGCAAAUGGUCCAUUAUUCAUUUACCUUCAAAUGCAAGACUAACAACACAGGGUGCCCACCCCUUGGUGAAGGUGAAAUUCAAAGACUUUUCCAGGACUUUCAAGGGCUUUUUCAGUAAAUUCAAGGACCUAGAACUGGGAAAAAUCUUUGAAAAUGGCACGGAUGUUAGACUUUAACCAGCAAAUAAUUCACUUUAUUCAGUAAUUCUAAUCAAAAUCACUAAUGUUGGCACAGCUGGAGGUUAAGGAAAUUAAUUCCAGGACUUUCAAGGACUUCUACUGAUUUUCAAAGACUUUCCAGUCCUGGAAUUGUUUUCCAAUUCAAGGACUUCCAAGGAUUUUAAAAGCCCGUGGACACCCUGACUACAUAUAAUGUAAAGAAUGAACAUUAUUUUCUCACUCUGGUAACUGCAGGUUGACCAUCAUCUGCUGCACGAUACUGCUUGGUGAAACGUGCGUGUUGAUAAUCAGCAUAAAAAUUACAAUUAAAAUCAGAUAAUCAAAUACCUCUGUUCUCCAAAUCAAUAUAUUUUCAUGGAUGCUUCAAAGAGCUUCGCGAGUUCCUCCUCACCCGGGGCUCCGGCUGGGGCUAACUUGGUGACCCUGUGCUGAGGAACCGUGCCUCGAACCAGGUCGCUCACGUCAUCAUUGCUGUAACCAACGGCAACCAGGCCAUCGUCGAUUCCAAGGUCGUACAUAAACUUUGUGAGGAAAUCUGAUAAUAAUCUCCCAGCGUCAUCUUUGCGUACACCGGUUACAUCCGCUCCUAA